AUGGCCAGGAACCAAAAGGAAAAGACCUUUCUUCCUCAAGUUCUCUAUCGGUCACUCCCCCGACAGCUGAGACGGGGCAUGCUUUUCUCCAACCUAAACCCAAGAAGCAUGGAGGAGUGCACCUCUAUCUCCAGCGUGCCUCCAGUCUUUCACUUCAGCCCGCAGCACUGUGCAGACCUCAAGAGCCAGUAUUUUAAAAAGGCGGCUUCAAACCUUACCUUCUCUCAGGAGGUGGUGUGGCAGCGAGGGCUAGCCAGCCUUUCUUACAGCCAGUGCAGCUUCCAUCACCUCUACAAUGCAGACAGCAUCAUCCAGCCUCCCCAUAUCAGGAAGGCCCGGCCUGAGAAACCCGUCAGCUUCAAGUUGUUGCAUUCUUCAAGUCCCUUAGCCAGGGUCAGCUCCCAGGCUGAGAAAACAGAAAGUCCUACCUAUUUUAGGAAGAAGCUAACGAAGUCCAAGUCAGGAAGCACCGUCCAGAAAAAGUCUUGCCUUCCCAUUCCUCUUUGCUGCAUGGAUCCAGACUUUCUGAGCUUGCCACCUACUCCAGAUCUGGAACUGGAUGAGGAAACCUGGCUUCUGCCCCACGAGAAGGAGGCCAGAGCCUGGGAGGCCAUCGUGCUGGAAAAGCUGGACAAGCGCACGGCCAGAUGGAUACAGAACAAGCGUCCUUUAAGGCCCGGGGUCUCCCCCAACAAGUGGCAGAGCUUCUUGCGCCAACAAUACGACUGGAGCCACAUCCGCGAUGAGCUCAGUUCCGCCAGCGACCUGGAGCUCUUGAAAGAACUGGAGGAAGCAGAGAUGGCGGAUUUUGAGGAACAAAGUGUCACCCUGCCCACGGAGGAGAAAAAGCAGCCAGAGCUGCUGCUUCCUGUUUAUUAUCGAUUGCCCAGUUACUCGCCUCAAGAGCAGGGUGUUGAAACAACAUCUGACAACAAGGCCACUGAGGAUAUCAACGAAGAGAUCAUCUGCCAGUCCCCAGUCCAGAGCUACGUCCGGCAGGUGACUCGCCAAGCUGGAAAGUAUGCUUACUCCACCGACAACACCUUUGAACAGGAGAUUUACUUUGAUAAAGUCCAGAUCAUCCACCGGAUUGGUGCAAAGAGAGACCAAAUUUUCCUGGAGAACCUCAACCAGUACCACAAGCAGCUAGCUAAGGUCUUCCCGGAAACCCCAGAAAGGUGGACCUCCCAGCCAGUUCCUGAAGCACCUUGCAGGCCCGUGAAAGGAGCCCCGCGCUGGACUGCUUUGCCCACCCCAGUCAAGGAUCUGCUGGUGCAGGGGCGUGAGGACAUGUCCACUAAGGCCAAGAAACUGAAGAUGCAGGCGGAUUCACUGAAGGAGGAUGUGCCCUGGAAACUGCUGGUCCUGCGGAGGAUGUUGCAGGAAUGGAGGACCGCCUGGGCUCUGAUCAUCGAGUGGCGCCAUAAGACAAUAGAGGGUCUGCUGCGGGGCUUGGUGGACAUGCAUGAUGAUAUUCGGAUCCAAGCCAUCACCACGUGUGCCACCGCCGCUUUAGAACGGCCCCGGAUUGCCAUCAGGCAGGGGGACUCAGCCCCAUCAAUCCAGGACUUGCCAGAGGUUCUACUCCCGCCUCUGGAGGCUGCUCUUGGAGACCAGAAUUUCAAUGUGCAGAUGGCAGCAGCAAUAUGCCAAUAUGCUAUACAGUCACACAAUCCCCUUGCCCAGGACAUCAUGCAUACUGCCCUUUUGAAAGGUAAUAGCGUGGACAGCUGGGCUGCAGCUCAGUGCUUGGCUCUGGAUGGUGUGGACAUUUACCCUGUGAUUAAGAGGAUCCUCCAUCAGCUGUUUCACAAGAAGAAUGAGGACACUGAGCACCAGGCUUGCCUGCUCCUGAGCCAUCUCAGUGGGAAGAUGACCCUGAUACACACCAUGCUUGCUGUGGAGCUGAAUAGCCAUCAAUGGAAGGAUCGGGUUGUGGCCUGCCGGGCUCUUUCACGGGUCAGUGGAAAUGUCUGUUUGGAUUUGAAACAUAAGUUGAUCCAGCUGAUGUGGAGUGACUGGAAUAAGGAAGUAAGACAAGCAGCUGCCGAAACUCUGGGGCGAAUGAAUCUUGGGAAAGAGCUGCAUGAUACAAUCAGAAUCAAGCUGAGUCUAGGAAAUUCCCAAGAGCGUGUGGAAGCCCUGUCUCUGAUUGGUGGGCUCAAGCUCAUGACCGCCAAGCUUUUCCCCAGCUUCCUUAACUGCUUCUCUGAUGACUUCAUGGCAGUUCGGCGAGCAGCCUGUUUAGCAGCAGGUGCCCUGCAGAUCCGUAAUACAAUGGUUUUUGAAUGCCUCCGGAAUCUGAUACAGAAAGAUCCUUACUGGAAAAUCAAGGCCUUUGCCCUUCAAGCUUUGGGACAGAUUGGCCAAGUGAGUCCCCAGCUGACAGACCUCCUGCUCUGGGCUAUACACUAUGAAGCAUCACCAGGUGUACGUCUGGAAGCUUGCCGUAGCAUCCUAGCCCUCAACCUUCAAGGGGACCGGGUCAGGGACACCUUCCUAGACGUGCUGCUCCUAGAAAAACAUGAUGCUGUUCUAAAGGAAAUUCAUCAGGCAAUGAAGAUACUCAAGAUACAACGUGAAGGAAACAAAGAAAUGCUUCAGGAGAUCAAGAACAGGAUUCAAACACUAAACCAAAAGGACUUGCUGACGCAGAAAAUAUUCAAGAUAGAGAAGGCCAUAAAAAAAGUAAAGGGGGAAGCAAAACAUAUUUACUUGCAGCCCAAAGAGGGGCAAAAACCACAGAAACUACAUACUUUUCUUCAAGAAACUUUUCAAGAUGUGGUGGUUCCUAAAACAUCCUCUGAGUUUUUUGACACUGCAGCAGGCCUAAAGCCUGUGAGAUCUCGCACACCAGGUCCCUGGUCACGGAGUCCAGCCUUUGACCUAAACACAAGAAGGAGAAAUCAAUCAUCACUUGUCAAAGAUCUACGCACCGCCUGGGAAAAAAGGAUUGCAAUGGGACCGUUUGGAUCUGACAGCGCAGAUUUCUAGCUGAGA
Myotis myotis is the source of this 3000-nucleotide messenger RNA. It is a transcript of the gene HEATR4, whose product is annotated as HEAT repeat containing 4. The transcript has 16 exons. Gene Ontology annotation, molecular function: oxidoreductase activity. The record is from RefSeq and is a predicted model, not a curated record. Bases 1 to 2994 code for a protein of 997 amino acids. NCBI's taxonomy places the organism in Eukaryota, Metazoa, Chordata, Mammalia, Chiroptera, Vespertilionidae.